CGCCGACCAAUUCUUCUCUGACACGCUCGACAGCGACGGCCAGCUCGCGGAGCCGGACCGGCGCACGCUGCGGAUAUGUAUGGACGGGGCUGCGGAUACGGUUAAGCUGGGCAUUCACUAUCUGAGGAAGAAUGGGCGCGAGGGGGGCGCGAUCGUGCUGACGAGCAGUCUGGCCGGCUAUCUGGCGAGUGCGGGUGCGCCGCUUUAUAGUGCGGCGAAGCAUGGUGUCGUCGGCCUCAUGCGCGCGCUCAAGCAGGAAACGGCGAAACUCCGCAUCUCGAUCGCUGUCGUCGCGCCGGCUAUUACGGUGACGCCGAUCCUGUCGACGGGGUACCGCGAGGCGGGGAAGGAUCCGGCGGAGUAUGCGGCUGCGAUGGCGGAGAAGGGAGUGCCGAUUAACAGGGUUGAGAGUAUUGCGCUGGCGGCGUGUUGGCUGUUCAACGAGGGCAUGGCGGCGAACGGGGCGGGGAUCUUCGUGCAGGCGGAUCGGAUGGUGGAUUUUGAGAGGUCGCUGGCGAAGAAUCGUGAGGUGUGGAUGGGGAAGGAGAUGUUGGAUUUGUUUCGGGGUGGGAGGCAGGCGCCGUUGUUUCAGCGGGUUGAGGGGGAGAAGUCGAAUCUGUGAUGGGGGUAUAUUAGAGGUUGGUAGUAACUCCCAGAAGGUCUUCGUGC
Molecule: messenger RNA, 669 nt
Organism: Mytilinidion resinicola
Lineage: Eukaryota; Fungi; Ascomycota; Dothideomycetes; Mytilinidiales; Mytilinidiaceae
Exons: 2
Coding region: 80-622 (180 amino acids)
Cellular component (GO): cytoplasm
Molecular function (GO): oxidoreductase activity, acting on the CH-OH group of donors, NAD or NADP as acceptor
Source: RefSeq, a predicted model, not a curated record